AAACUGACAACUUGUCAGGUCUCAUAGUUCUAAGUGGAAAGAAAUGGGUAAGGAAAAGAAAGCCGGCAAUGUUUAUGUUCCUAACAGAGAGAUAUUUCAAAGAAUCAACUAUUUAUAUCAGGCAGCCCACAUGGUGUUGAAAAACUGUCCUAGCAAUACUGAGUUAGUGAGGUUCUACAUGCAGUCUAUUAAGACAAUGGCAAAGAGACAAGUUUUGCGAUUAGAUCCAAGCAUAAAGAGGAACAUUUGUAAGAAAUGCUUUAUGCUUCUUGUCCCAGGUAUAUCAGCAUCGGUUAGAUUCAAAGCUAAACAAGAGAAACGCUGUGUGAUAAGGUGUUUGGAGUGUAACACUGUGAAGUGUUUCAUUCACAGUAAAGACUAUAAGCUGUGGGGACAGCAGCCUGAAGCAUGGAUGGAUCAGAGUCACACUAAUGGAAAGGGACCAGGCUGAAGAAACAAUUGCCACCUGUCCCAGGCAAUUAUUUGCAGAGCAGCACCAUAAUGACAUCUCUGGCUUUCAACAGAUUAUUUUCUAAUACCCAGUAUCUCGAUGGAAUGCUUAUGAAUAUGUAGGCCUAUUUAUUCUUAGAAAUCUAUCAAUGAAGGAAGCUAGGUGCUAAGGAUGUUUGGACACAAGUAAAUGCAUGCCAGAAUUUUUUUCCGGCACGACUGCAUUGGUUAACAUUGACGGUUCCACCUGUCUGGGAUACUAAGACUGAGCAUACCCCACAUCAGGCAAAGUACUCCACUGGAAUAAUUCUCUAUUGGACAGCAACAGUCAUAUGGGGUGUGUGUGUGUAUUUUUCUGUACCCUGCGACAGAUGACAUAUGCGUCUGUUUACUAGGUUAUCUCAGAUUGUUUGGCUGUGAAAACAACAGAAUGAUGUCGCUGAAGCAGUUUGCUGAUACAUCAGCCUUCUGAUUGGCCUGUUGCAUAAUAAAUAAGCCGAAUCAGCAUUUCAGGAGUCUGGUGACUUCUUGCAAGUUUGAAAGAAAAAAUGCAAAAGUACUCACAAACUAUUGCAGCUAGAGGCGUGAUUUUACAGUAGUUGUUUGAAUAUACAUGUACAUCUCACGUACACGGCUCAGUGGCACGGGUAGCUUAGCACCUACUGUAAACUCAGUGUUAGUUUGCGAGAACCCCUACCUUAUCUUGUCAAAACCUGCAUGAACUUGAGAGACUCCUGAAAUGUCAGUUCGGUUUAUGUGUUACAUGAUCACUUAGUAUGGAGUAUACAAGUCAAUAAAUCAUUAUUUUGGGCUUGGCUGAUGUGUCGCCCGAUGAGGGUUACCAACACCAUAUUUUCUGUAGCCUAUCACUGAGUAACUAAUAAUGAUAAGAAACAUUUCAUGGAAUGUACCUGUACACUGUUAUUGAUUUGAUGAUACAACAUGUAAGUUAUUUAAUGUACUAGCCUCUUUAUUUUCGUAUUUGUGGAAAAACAGGAUACAGAUAUGUUUCCACAUUUUUAUUUUGUACCUUUGAAAACAUCUUGUACACAUCAACUGACUAUCAGUGGUAAAGCCUCGAGAAUAUGAUGUCAGCCUGGAGAUGUAUUUAAAAUUAAGAUCAUAAAACCACUUUUCUCUGGAAUGUCACACCUAUGAAUGAUAAUGUAGACAUACUAAUAAAGCAGCCAUAGUAUAUUAUUAUUAUUGCUAUUUCCACUAUAAGUGGUUUGCUGAUACAUCAGCCUUCUGAUUGGCCUGUUGCAUAAUAAAUAAGCCGAAUCAGCAUUUCAGGAGUCUGGUGACUUCAUGCAAGUUUGAAAGAAAAAAUGCAAAGGUACUCGCAAACUAUUGCAGCUAGAGGCGUGAUUUUACAGUAGUUGUUUGAAUAUACAUGUCCAUCUCACAUACACGGCUCAGUGGCACGAGUAAGAGGGGCUCGUGAAAUUAAAGUGAGGGAGCUAAGCCACCACCCCUUCCCCCGAAGUAAUGUACAGACCAAACGACAUCAGCUGAGUGGUUUGUAUAAAAAUGCUUCAUAAAUAAAGGGCAACGUCCAGUGUAUCCCAGAUUUAUCCGUUUUUUCACCAGAAAUCGCCUAAAAUGCUGGCAUACUACUUCUACUGCCUCAUCUCCUUUAUACAUACAUGUAUGUGUAUAAUGUUCCAAGCUUUCAAGGAUCCAGGUCUUUGCAUGUUUUACAGCUGGUAGUUCACAUCUUAAUAUGGCUGUUAUGCAGAAUGGCUGUUGAUUCUUAUAUCAGAGUGCUGUAAUACAAUGUUAGAAUGCCACUAAUGAAGCCUAAAGUACAUGUACACAAGUCCACUGCAUCACCUGGUAGGAAAAACUGAGGCUCUCAAGCGAAGUUGCAGCUUUGUCAGCAUCUUUGGAGUUCUGGUCAUUGUAUGUUCCAAAUACAUCUGUAUCCCAUGACAAUCUUAAUCUUAGAUCUCAACUAGUACCUUAAAUCCUGAACAAAUUAAACAGUAUGACUUUACAUGCAAUUUGAAAACAUCAUUCAUUAGAUUUUAAAGAUUAAAAUGUUACACAGAAAACCGAAAUUAUUAAAAUCGUGAGUUUUGGUGCACAUAACAAACACCCCAAUGCAAUGAAUCUGUUUGAAAUUUAUAACAGAAUGCAUUGUUGUGAGGAUAACCCCUGAGGGGAAUCUUCAUCACAAGUGGACAAU
Liolophura sinensis is the source of this 2638-nucleotide messenger RNA. RefSeq names its product ribonuclease P protein subunit p21-like. Lineage: Eukaryota; Metazoa; Mollusca; Polyplacophora; Chitonida; Chitonidae. Bases 44 to 451 code for a protein of 135 amino acids. The transcript has 4 exons. The record is from RefSeq and is a predicted model, not a curated record. Gene Ontology annotation, biological process: tRNA processing. Gene Ontology annotation, cellular component: nucleolar ribonuclease P complex.